Ilyonectria robusta is the source of this 504-nucleotide messenger RNA. RefSeq lists its product as uncharacterized. The transcript has a single exon. The record is from RefSeq and is a predicted model, not a curated record. NCBI's taxonomy places the organism in Eukaryota, Fungi, Ascomycota, Sordariomycetes, Hypocreales, Nectriaceae. Bases 1 to 504 code for a protein of 167 amino acids.
AUGUCCAAGACCGUUUCUAGCGCCGCCGCCACCUCCACGGCAUGCCGCAACCUCUACGACACGCCCGUCCAAGAUGCCGCCUGCGCCAUGCCGUACGGCGGCAACCACACCAAGAUCAUGCUGGCAUGCUGCAACGACGCCGAUGUGGUCAGCUACUACAACGACUGCGGCCUCUACUGUCUCGCCGUCGACCAGACCGUUUCCGACCUCUCUGACUGCUUGUACGGAAAGGGUGCGCCUUGGGGCGAUGUUUUCUGCAAGGGCAACAACUCGGCUACCGCUACGGCCACGGGCCAGGUGAAGAUUCCUGCCAGUGCGUCGGCGAGCGUCAUUUCGAGCGACACUGCUAGCAAGAGCAAGGAAUCCGAGGAAGCAGCCGCGAGUGCCACGUCUUCCAAGGGCGCUGCGCCGGGCAUGGGGCCUCAGUCUGGUGUCAACACUCUGGGUCUCGCCAUUGGAGCACUGCUCCUUUCUGCGACUAUGUUUGGAGCUCUGCAGGUUUGA